AUGCGCCGGGGCAGCGGGUACGCAGUCGUGAAGGAGAAGCCGUCGUCGUCGACGCACGACCUUGUCCUGGGCCGCGUCUACUGGUUCAUCGAGUGGCUUUCGUUCGGCGCCGGCCUCAUCGUUGUCGUCCUCGUGGCGUUUGAUGCGAUCGCCAACAACUGGGCGUUCAACGACUUUAUUGGGAAUGGCUACCAGUACAUGACACCAGUCGCGGACGUCGCGCACGCCAGCCAGCUCGAGGGAGCGUACGCGUUUCCACCUGGCGCGGGCAUCUCGGACCUCUCGCGCAUUUCCAAAUGGAUGGUCAACUACACCAUCAGCAACCUCGUCCUCCCCGGGAACGACAAGAUCUACGUGCUCUCGGCCGGCACGUACACGAUCAACGGCGGCAUGAACCUCUGCAACAUCUUCAAGCGGUCGUACCCGUCGGCCAACGCCAGCGCGGGUCCGAUCCAACUCGGGGUCGCCCAAGACGCCAUCACGUUUCUGCGAGGCGAAGCCUUUAGCCACCUCUUCACGGACGACGCGACAAGCAAUUUGGCGAACGCGUCGAUGCGCUCGGCGCAGCUCGGCGCGCUGGGGUAUGCGCCCGCCCGCAUCCAAACCGACAUUCGCCUCACGCAGCGCAUUCCCGCGCUCAGCAAUGUGACCAGUGUCCAGAGCUUUCUUGUCGGCUACUACCGCAUCUACCCGAAAGCGUACUGCACCGGCUGCAUCCCGAUCGCGGAGCUAGGCCACGGCACGUGCAACUUGAGCCUUGUCGUACGGCCAGAUCAACGCGGCGUCACGGUUGUCAACGCGUCGCAUGUCGACGGCUCGGCCCACGGCCUCGGGCUCAUGAUCCAGCAAAAUGCUUUCAGCGCCGCGUCGCACUACCUCAAAUUCAUCGCGAUGCUGUUUGCAGUCGGCGGGUACCUCGCGAGCCGACGGACCGUGCAGUGGCAGGAGGUCGAUGUGAACGUGACCGAGACGUUUCUGCACAAGAUCGUCAAGAUGGUCCUGCCGAGCUACUACCCGCACGUCUCGCACGCGAUUCGGUUCGACAUGAUUUGCUACAAUUCCGACAUGUUUGUGCUCUUCUUCACGACAAGCGUCGUCCUCGACAUCAACCACGCGAUCAUCUUUACGCGGGAAGUGCAAGUCUUCAACCAAGUGUGCUUCAAGUGGUCGAUGGGCUUUCAGCUCUUUGCGCUCAGCACGCGCUUGCUCUGGCUCAACUGUGCGUUUCUCAAGGCACUCAAAGUACUGUGGCACCUCGUGUCGACGGCCACGUACUGCGGACAAAGCCAUAUCAUGGGCUUCUUCAACCUCCGGAGCGUCACAUCUCUGUACCUGAGUGCGAUCAUGCUCUUUACGUCCCGCCGUUCAUCGACCGCUCGAUGGGAUCGCGUUGGACUUCUGCAGAGCUUUUACGUGCGCGGGUCGGGUGCGAUAGCUGCAGGUCUUGUCUCCAACAUUCUCAUGGUCGCGCUGCUCGACCACACGUGCAACAUGGCCUUUUGGCGCCGCCUCGGCCAAAACAGUUUGGCGCGCCAAGCGAUCUACAACAGCACGUCGAUUUUGAUGGACGACAUUAUCGGGAUUGAUCCUGGAGCGAUCGAUGCCGUCUCGCCUGUGAUUCACUGCAAGGCCCGUCGGCUCUGCACGCUCCAGUGGUUCUUCCUCAGUCAUUUGAGCCUCUUUGGCUUGCCGGAGAAGGAGUUGAAGAAGAAGAACCACCAGCAUGCGCACCAUCCUCCGGCGAGUGAUACCACCAUGGGUAUGAGUCAACUGCCGUCCGCGCACGGCGACGGCGCCGAAAGCAGCAACUCGGGCCGGUCAGAUCAACUCUACCUCGUCGCGCAAGGCUCGGACCACCACUUUCAUCUCCUCGACAGCGACUACAAAGACGUGAAAAGCCUCAUGUUCAACAUCAAGAUCCUCAAAAACACCAGUGUCCUCAUCAAGUAG
This is a messenger RNA of Saprolegnia parasitica CBS 223.65, 1950 nucleotides long. RefSeq lists its product as hypothetical. The transcript is spliced from 2 exons. NCBI's taxonomy places the organism in Eukaryota, Oomycota, Saprolegniomycetes, Saprolegniales, Saprolegniaceae. The record is from RefSeq and is a predicted model, not a curated record. The coding region runs from base 1 to 1950 and encodes 649 amino acids.